UCUUGGCUAAGUGAUUAAAAAAAUAAAGAAAAUGAUGCAUGCAAAAUAUUAUUAUUAAUUUGGGUGAGUAUUAGUUUGAACAUAGUGUUUUGGGUUUCUGGUUAUGUCCAGAUUUACAAAAUCAGCGUUCCAUUCCCCGUCCGUCGCUCCUCUUCUUCUUCUUCUUCCUAUCUAGGGUUUUGAUUGAAGAGAAAAAGAAAGAAGAACGGGUUCUUUUCUCUCCAGUAGGCGGAUGAGAUCUUUUUCUUUUAUGUUUAUUUGAAUUGAAUCAGAAGGGAAGUUCAGCAAUUGAGUGAUGUCCUACAUGUCAUCGCAGACUUUUUUGAGAUGUGUCCAAAAUGUGAUGAAUGCUCUCAUAUUGGUUCCACACACAUUGCACCAUGCACUGAGGGAAAGAGUGCUGAUUAUUCGUGCGUGUUAACUUUUGCCACAAGUCCUCAUCUAUCAACUAGCAAUACAAUGUCUGAAAGUUCUGCACCCACUUAUGUAUAUAGAAGAAGGAAGCUACGAGGUAAUUCUGUUGCCAUUUUUUCAGCACAGGUCCCUGAAAGUGUGAAGAGAAGUGGAGAUGAUUGUCCCUCUGUUGCUAGUUCUGAUGCUUCUCCUAUUGCAGUUAAGGAGCAAUAUGUAGUUUCUCAAGAUGAGCAUGCUAUUGGAGCUACUAUAAUAACUACUAAUGGAUGUUCACUGGCAGAACGGGUUUCUGAUGAAUCGUCAAAAAAUAGUGGGCAAGGAAUCAUUGAGGUUGACAGUAUGAAUGACAGUUGCUCAUCAUCAAAAUCUGACAUGGAACUUGUUUCAGCGCAUAUGCAGACUGUAGUGGACAAUGCUGGUGAGUGCUCCUCAUCCAGUGUAAUGGUUGUAGAAGUCCCAAGGGAGGGUCUAUCGGAAAAGGAUUUAUGUGUCUCUAUAAUGAGAAGCCAGGGUGUGCUUGAAGGAGUUUGGCCUAACAGGACACGUGCUUCUGCUGAAGAUGUUGGUGAUAGUGGUGCUAGCAGCAAUUGUCGGUCGUGCAAAAUUUGUGCUUAUCUAGAGUCUACACUUAAGAUGAUAAUAUGUGAUAAUUGUGAAGAUGCGUUUCAUUUAUCUUGCUGCAAUCCUCGUUUAAAAAGAAUACCACCUGACGAUUGGUUUUGUCAUUCAUGUUCAAAGAAGUGUCGCAAAAUUCUUAAAGAGUCAAUUUCCAGAUCUCCUAAUAUGAUUGGUGAAAAGGGUAGAUGUGGGAAUUAUUCUACAGCUGUUUCAAAUCCAAUAGCAUUGAUGUUAAGAGAUACUGGAUUAUAUACAUCUGGGGUCCGGAUUGGAAAAGGUUUUCAAGCGGAAGUUCCAGACUGGUCAGGUCCAAUUACUAAUGAUGAAGAUAUGUUUGGUGAGGCUUUGGAAAUGGAUCCAUCAGAUUUUGUUAGUACGACUGAAUUGAAGUCAAACAAGCCAUCUAAACUUGGAUCUAUAGGUAACUGGCUUCAGUGUAAAGAGCUUAUUGAUGGUGAAGGAGAAAGUGCUAAUGGAACUAUAUGUGGAAAGUGGCGCAGGGCUCCCUUGUUUGAAGUCCAAACUGAUGAUUGGGAGUGCUUCUGUUCCUUUCUUUGGGACCCGAUUCAUGCUGAUUGUGCAGUACCUCAGGUAGCAGUUGAAGAUUGAACAUUCAUAAAGGAAGUUCAGUAUGGAAUUUCUGAACUGUGGGGUACCUGCAUAUAACCAGUUCAUAUAUGGAGGAAAGCUCAAUUUUGCCCCAGAAAUUUUGGCCCAUGUCCAAAGAAACCCAGUUUUAUGUUAUUGUUACUAUUAUUAUCGGGUAAAAAUUAGGUCUAUUUGAACUUAAAUGGAAAGUUUUGGGUUAAUUUGGACAAAAACUUAAAAAUGGGUUUAUUUGGAGAAGGCCAACAAUUUAGGGCAAAAUUGAACUUUAUCUUGUUUAUAUAUUGUGGUGAUUGGACCUCCAUGUAGAUCUGGCCAUGUCAAACCCAGUACCAAAACCAUUCAACAGUUUGUGGCUUCAACUGGACCUGAACUGUCUUGGGAGGGCUAGUCCCAUUUGUUCUCUCCUUGAACUGAAUCAAACCAGAAUUGGUGAUCCACUCUAUUUUGAACUGGCUUUCAAAAAAAAAAAAAAAAUAGGAAAAAUUUUUCAGUCACUGGAUUGAGUUAACUGGAUUGAACUUGGAUAAAACUGGAACCAGAACUGAAUCAAAACCAGUCCAGUUCAGGGCCUCUGGUUCCACAGAACUUGACCAGAAGCUACCAGUGGUUGCCUCUUCUUCCUUGUGCACUUGCUGUGUCUUUGUAAUGGUUUAGAAGCAGUGUUGCUCCUCAUUUCUUCCAUUAGCGUUGCUGAAUGUAUCAUAGCAUUGAUCACUGACAUUUAAAAAGGGACGCAUUUCAUCAGCUGGGAUUGAAAUAGUUUGGGUGACAUCAUUUUUGCUGUUUUCUUAGCCAGUUGUCUUGAUUAGAUUAUGUAUUUCUUUAACAAAUUUGCUGUAUGCUCAAUUGUAUUCCUGGCCAAAUUUCAUUUUAUGCUGCAGGAGCUGGACACAGA
This is a messenger RNA of Manihot esculenta (cassava), 2536 nucleotides long. RefSeq lists its product as uncharacterized. The transcript has 7 exons. Lineage: Eukaryota; Viridiplantae; Streptophyta; Magnoliopsida; Malpighiales; Euphorbiaceae. The record is from RefSeq and is a predicted model, not a curated record. Gene Ontology annotation, biological process: chromatin remodeling. Bases 328 to 1641 code for a protein of 437 amino acids. Gene Ontology annotation, molecular function: zinc ion binding.